ACAAAAGUGGCUAGCAUGUUUUGGCUCACUUUUUUUACCACCAAAAACCUCUGUUUUUUGUUAUUUGAAAGACUCUGACAUAAAGCUGUUUUGAGUGAGUGAGUGAAGUAUAGUUUCUGUAAAAUAAAACAGCAAAGCAUGAGGAGAUGUACCACUUUCCAAUAAUACAAAUGUAUUGAACAAAUUUGUUGUUUUUGGGUUGGUUUGAAAUCUUUACCAAAAACCAAGACAAAAAAAAAACCAAGUUCCAAACAACUUCUUGAAAAGCUCUCUUCUUCAUCUAAAAAAAGGAAUUGAUUUUUCUCUGUUUUUAGCUGUUUCUUGAACUUCCAAAACCAAUGGAAACAAGAAGUAUAAAUGGUGUUUUUGGUUUUUUGGUCUUAUUGAGUUUCUUAGUUUAUUCCAAUGCUGUGCUUACUCCAGCUGGUGUUAAUUAUGAAGUGCAAGCGUUAAUGGAGAUCAAGAAUUCAUUACAUGAUCCACAUAAUGUUUUGAAUUGGGAUGAAAGUUCUGUUGAUCCAUGUAGUUGGAAUAUGAUCACUUGUUCAAGUGAUAAAUUUGUCACUGGCUUGGCAAGUCCAAGCCAAAGUUUGUCUGGAAAAAUAUCACCAUUUAUUCACAACUUGACUCACUUGGAGUUACUGCUUCUGCAAAGUAAUAAUAUAUCAGGACUAAUUCCAACUGAACUUGGAAUACUUCAGAAACUUAAAACAAUUGAUCUUUCUGACAAUCAGCUCACUGGCCAAAUUCCUCCCUCUUUAGCUCAAUUGAAAAGCCUCCAAUACUUGAGACUAAAUAACAAUAGUCUUAGUGGAGCUGUUCCUUUGGAGUUGUCUAAUAUGACUCAGCUGACUCUACUAGACUUGUCUUUUAACAAUCUGAGUGGUCCUGUGCCAAGGCUUCUGGCUAAAACAUUCAACAUUAUGGGAAAUCCUAUUAUAUGUGCAACUGGGAAAGAACCAGAAUGCAAUGGAACAACAUCCUUGCCACUGCCCUUAAUCACUUUGAACAACUCACAAAAUGCUCAGCAUUUUGGAAGAUCUAAAACUCACAAAGUUGCCUUAGCCUUUGGGACAAGUCUUGGAUGUAUCUGCCUACUAAUUAUUGGGUUUGGUUUCUUUCUGUGGUGGAGACAAAAGCACAACAAGCAAAUUUUCUUUGAUACUAAUGAACAACAUCAUGAACAAGUGUGCCUGGGAAACUUGAGGAGGUUUCAAUUUAGGGAACUUCAAGCUGCUACACACAACUUCAGCAACAAGAACAUACUGGGAAAAGGCGGUUUUGGUAAUGUAUACAAAGGUUCUCUUCAUGAUGGAACAAUUGUUGCAGUGAAAAGGCUCAAAGAUGGAAAUGCAAUUGGAGGAGACAGGCAAUUUCAAACUGAAGUUGAAUUGAUCAGCUUGGCAGUGCACCGAAAUCUCCUCCGUUUGUAUGGAUUUUGCAUGACACCAACUGAAAGGCUUCUUGUUUACCCUUACAUGUCUAAUGGAAGUGUUGCUUCGCGCCUUAAAGCCAAGCCACCAUUAAACUGGAGUACAAGAAAAAGAAUUGCAUUGGGAGCGGCGAGGGGUUUGCUAUAUCUACAUGAGCAGUGUGAUCCCAAGAUUAUUCACAGGGAUGUGAAGGCUGCAAACAUAUUGCUCGACGAUUACUGUGAGGCUGUUGUGGGAGAUUUUGGAUUGGCAAAGCUAUUGGAUCAUCGCGAUUCACAUGUCACAACUGCAGUUAGGGGAACUGUAGGACAUAUAGCCCCUGAGUAUCUCUCUACAGGACAGUCCUCUGAUAAAACAGAUGUUUUCGGGUUUGGGAUUCUACUUCUAGAGUUGAUAUCUGGCCAAAGAGCUCUUGAAUUUGGUAAAGCGGCCAAUCAGAAAGGCGCUAUGCUCGAUUGGGUAAAGAAGAUUCAACAAGAGAAAAAGCUUGACUUGCUGGUGAACAAGGACUUAAAAGACAACUAUGAUCGGAUUGAGGUCGAGGAAAUGGUACAAGUAGCUUUAAUAUGCACUCAAUAUCACCCAAGUCACAGACCAAAAAUGUCAGAAGUUGUAAGAAUGCUAGAAGGAGAUGGACUUGCUGAGAAAUGGGAAGCUUCUCAAAAGGCAGAAUCAACCAGAUGUAGAGCUAAUGAGUUCUCCUCUUCAGAAAGAUAUUCUGAUCUUACUGAUGAUUCUUCAUUGCUUGUCCAAGCAAUGGAACUAUCAGGGCCAAGGUGAUAUAGAGAGAAGCACAAUCAAUUAACUGAUAUUGAGCUUGUGUAUUUUUCUUUUUUGAUAACCGAGAAAUCCUCGAGGGCCAAUAGUGCAUGGUUCAAAACUCGGUAGAUAAUGGCCCGACCCUCUACUCUCCACUUAAAUACCAGGAUUUUGUCUAUGGUAGGGUUCGAUCGAGCUUGUGAAUAUGAUCAUAUGGAAGCUGCAAAAAGGAAUGGGAUAUUUUGUGAUUGUACAGAUACAGAAUUAAGAGCAACUGACCUUAGGCUGAGUUUCUUUUCUAUCUUUCUUUUUUCCUCUUAAUGUUUUGAGUGAGAAUUUUUCUUGGAUGUGGGACUGUAAACUUGAGCUUGUAAGAAUAAUUUGUUGAAAUUCAAUUUCAGCUUAUAAAUAUUGCACCAUAA
This is a messenger RNA of Nicotiana tabacum (common tobacco), 2614 nucleotides long. Its product is annotated as protein NSP-INTERACTING KINASE 1. Gene Ontology annotation, molecular function: protein binding; protein kinase activity; ATP binding. The record is from RefSeq and is a predicted model, not a curated record. Lineage: Eukaryota; Viridiplantae; Streptophyta; Magnoliopsida; Solanales; Solanaceae. Gene Ontology annotation, biological process: protein phosphorylation.